Malus domestica (apple) is the source of this 2274-nucleotide messenger RNA. Its product is annotated as phototropic-responsive NPH3 family protein NPY2. Lineage: Eukaryota; Viridiplantae; Streptophyta; Magnoliopsida; Rosales; Rosaceae. Gene Ontology annotation, molecular function: protein binding. The record is from RefSeq and is a predicted model, not a curated record.
AAGUGGAGGAAAAGCUUUGUUUGCUUGCCAAGAUGAAGUUUAUGAACUUGGAUCGAAGCCGGAUUCUUUUCAGACUGAUGGAAAUAAUGUUAGGUAUGUCGCAACAGAUUUGGCAACAGACAUCAUUGUUAAUGUUGCAGAUUCAAAGUUUUAUCUACAUAAGUUUCCUCUUCUAUCAAAGAGUGCUCGCUUGCAGAAGUUGGUUGCAAACACUAAUGAAACAAACACUGGCGAAAUUUACAUUUCUGACAUUCCUGGUGGCCCUGCUGCCUUUGAGAUAUGUGCAAAGUUUUGUUAUGGCAUGACUGUCACCCUCAAUGCUUACAAUGUUGUUGUGUCUCGCUGUGCGGCUGAAUAUCUGGGGAUGCAUGAGUCUAUCGAGAAAGGAAAUCUCAUUUACAAGAUUGAUGUCUUCCUUAGCUCUAGCAUUUUCCGGAGCUGGAAGGAUUCCAUCAUUGUUCUUCAGACUACGAAGUCUCUUUUACCAAUAUCUGAGGAACUGAAGUUGGUUAGCCAUUGCAUUGACUCUGUUGCUACUAAGGCCUGUAUGGAUGUUUCAAAAGUUGACUGGUCCUAUACCUAUAACCGGAAGAAGAUCCAAGAGGAAAAUGGGAAUGAUCCAAAUUGGAAUGGUGUCAGAAAUCGUCCAGUUCCAAAAGACUGGUGGGUUGAAGAAUUGUGUGAGCUUGAGAUUGAUUUGUACAAGCGUGUUCUAGCGAAUAUUAAAAGCAAAGGGGUACUAUCUGGUGAAGUGAUCGGAGAGGGCUUGAAAGCUUAUUCUUACAGAAGGUUGCCAGGUUUCAGUAAAGGAAUGAUCCAGGAUGGAGAUAUGACAAAGCAUCGAUCAGCAGUGGAUGCAAUUGUCUGGCUGUUGCCUGAAGAGAAAGGCAGUGUCUCUUGUAGUUUCUUGCUCAAAAUGUUGAAAGCAGCUAUAUUUGUGGACUCUGGAGACACGGCUAAGGGAGAGCUGGUAAGGAGAAUAGGGCAGCAACUGGAAGAGGCUUCGGUAAAUGAUCUUUUGAUACGAGCAGCGGAAGGAGAACCUUCUGUUUAUGAUGUUACUGUAGUCCAAAAAAUAGUAGAAGAGUUUCUAAGGCAAGGUCAAAGUCCAGGGAUUGAAUCACUAGACGAAGGCGAUCAACUUCAGGAGGUGAGAAGGCCAGGGAUAUUGUCUGCUGCUUCCAAGCUGAUGGUGGCAAAACUCAUAGAUGGGUAUCUUGCUGAAAUUUCAAAGGAUCCCUACCUACCCUUGUUGAAGUUUGUUGAUCUUGCGGAGAUGGUGAGAGGUUUCUCUCGACCUUCUCAUGAUGGACUUUACCGAGCCAUUGACAUGUACCUUAAGGAGCACCCAGGGAUCAGCAAGAGCGAGAGGAAGAAGAUAUGCAAGCUGAUGGACUGCAAAAAGUUAUCUGUUGAUGCGUGUGUGCAUGCAGUGCAAAAUGAGAGACUUCCGCUGCGUGUAGUUGUGCAGGUACUAUUUUUUGAGCAAGUCAGGGCUGCUGCUUCAUCAGGCAGCAGCACUCCUGACCUACCUAAAGGCAUGAAGGAUUUAAACAGUGGGUCCCAUGGUAGCUCAAGAACUGCAACAACCAACACGGAGGAGGAUUGGGAUGCAGUAGCGUCAGCUGAGGAGCUUAGAGCCCUAAAGGGGGAGCUAGCUUCUUUAAGGCUGAGCAGUGGUGUGGGAUCGUGCGACAGGAAUGGUGAUGGAAAAGGCAGUGUUGACAAGGCGGCGGUAAGUAAAAUGAGAGGGUUGCUGAAGUCAAAGAAGAAGAUUUUUGCAAAGCUUUGGUCAAGCAAAGGGGUACAAGGUGAGAACAGUGGCUCUGAUUCAUCCGAGAGUCUUGGUUCAGGUAAUCCCGAAGAGGCUAAAUCUACACCUUCGAGAAAUAGGAGGCAUUCGGUUUCUUAGUAGAGCAAUUGACCCAGAAAUAGGUUGGGAAUUUUCGGGUUUCGCCUUCUCUCGUUAUGAUCUUAGCAACUAAAAAAGAAAAACUGGUUACCUGAGCAAAAUUGGAGUACAUAUAGUUUGGAAGAAGGCUUUUUGUUGUAGUACUUGCAGAAAAAUUCACAGGGUGAGAAAAUGAGAUAAUUUACCUAGAGAUUGUAACUGCAGAGGUGAUCCAAAUGGCAAGAGUUAACUCUCAUACUUAAUUGUGCUCGUCAAAAUCUUUUGUAUGUUAUAUGACUUGUCUAGCAAGAAAAGCAUUUAUCAAUAGCUUUGGAGAAUUAGAGGUGGGCUUCAUACGAUCUGUCCAAUUACAUCAUUCAAAA